Molecule: messenger RNA, 1411 nt
Organism: Dendroctonus ponderosae (mountain pine beetle)
Lineage: Eukaryota; Metazoa; Arthropoda; Insecta; Coleoptera; Curculionidae
Exons: 5
Coding region: 409-1008 (199 amino acids)
Source: RefSeq, a predicted model, not a curated record
UCAAUUUUUGGUGGUGACUGUCUAGUGAAAUGCUUUUCCAAACUAAUACUCUUCAGUUGAGUUAAGGUGCGCUGAACACAUUUUACUUUGGAAUAAUCGAAUUCAUUGUGCGAAAGUUCACUCAAGUGCUUAUUGAAAUUACCAAAAUUGUCAGCGGAAAUGAUUCUGAUUAUUAUUCUUACUUUGCCUACACUUGUUAGUUUCCUACACUAAAGGUGGGAGUGUCUUUGAUUGCAAUCAGUUAUAAUAUUACUUACCGUGGUCCAUGAAUAUAUAUUUUUAGUAUGUAAUGUAAUAUCCCAAUUACUGGUAACUUAAUACCAAGCUCAGUUUUGCGGAAGAUCGUGAUCAGUGAAGAUAAAUUAUUGUGCACUUGUUUGUAAAGUUUCGCAACUCCUGGUAAACAUUAUGGUAAUUUUGCAUGAUAUUAGUUAUAGAACCAUGAUUAGACUGAUAAUCCUAGCAGUAUUAUUCGUAAGUUGUAAAGCUGAUCCCAGAUCUCCGAGGAUUUAUAAUGUACUCAUAACUUCUAACAAGAAUUUGUCACCUAGUCACGCCCAACCUGUUUAUGAACCUGUGCUCAGAACGACUUCAAUAGGAUAUGCAUUUCCAUCUUGGCUCUACCCGAACCCAUUUGUACCAUCUUAUAGUAGCAGCUACAUCAAUCCCGAAUAUUCUGGGUAUAGAAAACUUGAUGCUCCACUAAUCGAAGAUAAAAAUGUCGCAUCUCAAAAUGGCCCCUAUCCAGUGCCCUUGUCUGCAGAUUCGGAGCUCAAAAAGUCAAACGAUGGGGAAAACCAGGGACAAAAUGCUGAUCACCCACUAAACUAUAGUGAAUACCUUCAAAAUGGAGGGGUGAAAGGUUCUGCCGUUCCGGACAGCUAUUCUGCAUUGGGACAGACGGAAAAUGAUCCAAAGAAAGUCAUCGCUAAUCUUAAAAGAAACCCUGAAAUUCCGGAUGUUCCUCCUCCACCUUUACCGGUCAGGGUUCCUCCAGCGAAGCAAUAAACGUCCCCAAAGGCAACAUUAUCAAAUUGAGGAUUAGUAGAGAUUUGGUAAUGCACAUCUAUGUUCAGUUUAUUUCUUAUAAGCACGCAGAGUUUUUAAUUAAAAACGAAAUUAUAUUCCCAAUGAAUUUAGGCGUUGUUUUAUUGAUUCACAUAAGAAUUGUUCACGUGUUCAAUUUAGCGGUUCUUUCAUCACCAAUUAAGCGCUUAUAUCGCAAAUUAUAUUGAUGAACUUCAGAGUUCAGUUAUUCUAUAUUUAAAAGUUACUAUUAUUCUAUAUUUAAAAGUAAAUUGGUACCUUUGGGGAUAUAGAAUAGCAUAGUUGGGAAAAGGUAAUGAAUCUACUUUGGAGGAAAAACGCUGUUUAGUUAAUGAAAGCAAUAAAACAAUAUGUCAUCUAUAAA